Messenger RNA from Abrus precatorius (Indian licorice), 378 nucleotides. RefSeq names its product cytochrome c oxidase-assembly factor COX23, mitochondrial. The transcript has 3 exons. Lineage: Eukaryota; Viridiplantae; Streptophyta; Magnoliopsida; Fabales; Fabaceae. Bases 66 to 287 code for a protein of 73 amino acids. The record is from RefSeq and is a predicted model, not a curated record.
AAUUUUCUUUAUAAACAAUUCUGUAAUCUUUAAAAUAUCGGAACGAAAUUCAGUAGGUUCCCCAAAUGGCGAUGUCGUCGAAAGGUUCAACAACUCAAUACCCGAGUGCUGCGAGAAUCGCUGAUUCUCAGUGUUUUCCUCAAUACACUGCUUCACUCAAAUGUUUAGAGGAAUUUAAUUCUGAUAAGAGUAAAUGUCAACAACAUUUUGAUGUUUACAAGGAGUGCAAGAAAAAGGAGAGAGAAGCACGGUUGGAACGUAAUAAAAAUCGGUCCUUCUUCUCUUGAAAUCUUAGCUGGGUUUUGCUGAUUAUAUCAUAGGAGACACAGUAAAUAGUUCAUCAGGAUCACUGAGGUUAUGAAGUUUACUGAAGCUAUG